This is a messenger RNA of Trachymyrmex cornetzi, 943 nucleotides long. RefSeq names its product glutathione S-transferase theta-1. The transcript is spliced from 6 exons. The record is from RefSeq and is a predicted model, not a curated record. Bases 254 to 943 code for a protein of 229 amino acids. NCBI's taxonomy places the organism in Eukaryota, Metazoa, Arthropoda, Insecta, Hymenoptera, Formicidae. Gene Ontology annotation, cellular component: cytoplasm. Gene Ontology annotation, molecular function: glutathione transferase activity. Gene Ontology annotation, biological process: glutathione metabolic process.
GUGAAUUAAGCGGCAAGUAAUCCGCGAGCUGUGUCAAAUUACGAGCGAUAAUCGGCCCACGUACAGCUCAUUUCAUUCAAUUCGCUUGCCUGGUUGUCGCCAUGAAAACUCGGCAUCCUUGGAGUUAAAUGAAAUGAAAACUCUUUGCUUGCGUGAACAUUGUCAGUUCGCGUCAGUAUCGUUGCCUGCGUCGUGAGAUAUUCACCUUCGCUGAGACCUGUUGCAUUCGCAUUGAUCAAUUUUUUUCUGAAUCAUGACUUUGAAGUUGUAUUACGAUUUACUCUCGCAACCUUCGAGAGCAAUAUAUAUACUUCUCAAAACGUGGAAUAUACCGUUCGAAAAGAAGAUUGUAAAUCUGAAGAAUCUCGAACAAUAUACUCCAGAAUUUGAACGGAUCAAUCCAUAUAAGAAAGUCCCUGUUAUACAGCACGAUGAUUUCAACCUUGGUGAAAGUGUAGGGAUUACGCGAUACAUAUGCCGAGAAUUUAAAGUGGACGAUCAUUGGUAUCCUUCUGAUUCGAAAAAACAAGCGAAGGUUGAUGAAUAUCUCGAGUGGCAGCAUCUCAACACAAGACUUCAUUGUGCAGCGUAUUUUUUAGCGAAAUUUCUUAAUCCGCUAAUGCGAGGUAAGCCGCCAAAACCGGAAAAGGUAGCCGAAUUGGAAAGUCGUAUGAACGAUUGUCUUGACAUUAUUGAGACUGUAUGGCUGAAAGAUAAGCCGUUUCUGACAGGAAACACGAUUAGCGUGGCUGAUAUAUUCUGUGCUUGUGAAUUGGAACAACCGCGAAUGGCCGGUUACGAUCCGAAAAAAGGGAGACCACGUCUGACUGCUUGGAUGGAGAAAGUUGUCACGGAAACAAGUCCUCACUAUCAAGAAGCUCACAAAUUCUUAAAUCAAAUAGCUACACAACAGCCACAGCAAAGCUUUACUUUUAAACUUUAA